Molecule: messenger RNA, 8752 nt
Organism: Acanthochromis polyacanthus (spiny chromis)
Lineage: Eukaryota; Metazoa; Chordata; Actinopteri; Pomacentridae
Product: striated muscle preferentially expressed protein kinase-like
Exons: 34
Biological process (GO): protein phosphorylation
Molecular function (GO): protein kinase activity; protein binding; ATP binding
Source: RefSeq, a predicted model, not a curated record
ACUACAUCUUUGUUACUCUUCCAAAGCCUUCUUCAGCUUCUCCAGAGCUCUAACUUCACACCUCCAUUUCCCCUCAACCCUCACCUCUCUAGGACUCAAACUACUGAUGAAUCACAGCGGUUCUCCUCCCUGUCUUCCCCCCAACCACCUCUCAGCACACACAGAAACCGCAUCAGCACCCAGACACAAGAACCGGAUAAAACCAAACCUUCGGACCCCAAAACGUCGAAAACAGACCAAACAUCUAACAGUGUUGUCAUGACGCCCAAACUGGCUCGAGCAGGACCCAAGAUCUUCGACAAAGUCCGGGCUUUUGAGGAGCGGAGGUCCAACGUGGAUCUGCCAGGAAGGGCAGCUUCCUUUGACUCGGACGACAGUGGAAAGAAGACCGGAGGCCCCAGCAAAGAGGAAAUCCUGCAGGGGGCAGCGCAGAAGAGAGCAGGAUUCAAGCAACGGGCCUCGUCGUUGGAGGACAAGACGAGCUACUCGCAGAGGGUCCAGAGCUACCAGAGCAAGUUUGCAGAAGAGUUGCAGAGGAUCAAGAAGCUUGUGGGCAAACCAAGCUUGAAGAAGUCGUAUUCCACUGAGCAGCUGUCGCAGAAAGACCGGCUUAACACCGGGAAGCUGGAGCCCAUUCCUCCCCAAGUGGUCAAAAAGCUGGAGGCCAGAGAGCGAGGCCUGGAGGAGAGAAGAGACGUGGACAGAACUCUGCAGACUCAUCCUCAGGCCCAAAGCAAAGAUCUGCAGAAUCAGAGCAGCAACCCGGAAAAGGACAAGAUGACACGUCCAGAUCCACAGGGGAAAGCAGCAGAUAGUUCAUCACAAGGAAGCGCUGGGAGAAUCUCUGUUACCAGGGAAACGGCACCAGUUCACCAGUUACCAGGGCAACCGUUGCCAACAGCCACAAGGACAAACUCGAUCAGGGAAACCUUACAAAGCUCUCAGGAGGCUUACAAAGACACACUUGAUGCCACAUCCCAUGACUCUUCAUCCUCCUCCAGAGACACCAAGAUGGGUAACAGAGCAGAGGGCAGAUCUCCCAGCCCAUCAGGGAAGAGAGCCUCCCCAGUACCUGUGAGGGAAACAGGGUCCCAGUAUCCACCCAAACCGCCCCGGCUCACCCCGUCACCCACUCCCUCCAUCAGCCCUCUCCAGAAGAGGAGGAAGGCGGAGGCUGGGAGGACAUCUCCGGCCUUUAAGGUGAACAUCCCCACUAUCCUGGUGGAGGAUGAGCCCAUGGAGACAGAAAGUGUUGCAGAGAAGAGCAAGAGCAGGAGGAGGGAGGGUCGAGUUCACAAGAGCAAGAAAGGUCAUUCUGCUGAACCCAAGUCCCCAGAGGAAGGGGCUUCGUCUGAUGACUCCUUCCUGUCUGCUGGUGAGGAGUCACCCGAGGGUCCGAGUUUUGAGAAGCCUCUCCAGGACACCACGGCUCCCAGCGCCUCGGAGGUCACGCUGAAAUGUAUCGUCGCUGGCAGCCCGUCGCCCACAGUGACAUGGAGGAAGAAUAACGUGGAGAUACGCAGCGAUGCCUUCCAUGUCGUUAAAGCUGAGGGGGAGCAGCACAGUCUGCUAAUCAAGGAGAUGAGGCCGAGCAACGCCGGGUCGUACUGCGUCACAGCUGCCAACGCGGCGGGCCGAGCGUCCUGCAGCGCCAUGCUCUACAUCCAGUCAGAGCCAAGCCGAAGUGGGAAAGCAGCUGCUUCCCUGGAUGCCAGCAGUCCGAUCCAGUCCGAUGAGGAGUAUCUGAGCCCUCAGGAGGAGGCCAUGGAGGUCUCACCUGCUCCUGGCAAAAGGGUCCAUUUCAAAGAGCCUCCCUCAUUUCAGGUGGCACCGUGUGACCAGGCAGUUUCUGAGGGUCAAGAUGUUGUUCUGACGGCCAGAAUCAGAGGGCAGCCCAAACCCAUGGUUUACUGGUUGAAGGACAAAGUCGCCGUGAAGACAGCAGGGCGCUUCGCUGUGCGAGACAUAGAAGAUGACACCAGUGAAAUGAGAAUCAGCUCAGCUCAGAGGUCAGAUUCGGGCCUUUACGUCUGCAAGAUCGUCAGCGAGUACGGAGCCCAGCAGGCCGAUUGCCGAGUGGAGGUCAGAGCUGGAGGACAAACAACGCUGAGAAUCACCAGGGAGUUGAAAGACGUGGCGGUGAGGGCUGGAGAGUCGGCCAUGUUUGAGUGUUAUGCUACAGGACCUGCAGACGUGGAUGUGGACUGGUUGUCCAACGGGAAGCUGAUCCAGCCGGCGCUGCUCAACUGCAAGAUGCACUUUGACGGGAAGAGGUGUCGUCUCAUGCUGAAUUCAGUACAUGAGGAUGACAGUGGGACGUACACCUGCAAGCUGAGCACUGUUAAAGAGGAACUGACCUCAAGUGCAAACCUGAGAGUCGCUCCGUCCAAGGAGCCUCUGUUCACCCGUAAGCUGGACAUCCUGGAGGUCAUCGAAGGCCGCACUGCACGCUUUGACUGCAAGGUGAGCGGAUCACCUGCUCCUCGAGUCACAUGGAUGCAUUUUGAGACGCAAGUGGAGGAGAGCGAUAAUGUUCGCAUCCUUCAGGAGGGGGGUCGUCACUCACUUGUCAUCACCCACGUUAGCAGCGACACUGAAGGCUUUUACACAGCGGUAGCUCAAAACAUUCAUGGAAAGUCUGAAUGCACUGCUGAGCUCUACAUGCAGGAACCCAGAGCUGCCAUCGCCUCGCACAUGGCCAAGUUGGAGAAGAUGCCAUCCAUCCCCGAAGAGCCUGAAGUGCUGGAGAAUGAGGUGGAGAAGAGGACCAUGCCGGACUUUGUCAAACCUCUGGCUGACGUAGAAGUGAUUGAAGGGAAGGAGGCGGUGCUGAAGUGCAAGGUGGCGGGUCUGCCUUACCCAACCAUCGCCUGGUACCACAACGGCAAACGCAUCGAGAGCAGCGAAGAGCGCAAAAUGACUCAGUACAGGGAUGUCCACAAUCUGGUCAUCCGGAGCUCUUGUCAUGCUCACGGCGGCGUCUACAAGGCUGUCAUCUCCAACAAAGUGGGCAAAGCAGCCUGCUACGCUCAUCUAUACGUUACAGAUAUUGUUCCGGACCCUCCCGAUGGUCCUCCAUUGAUCGAGGCCAUUACAGGAAAAACUAUAACCCUGAGCUGGAAGAGACCAAAGAGGAUCGACCCUUCAUUUGAUAGCGGCUCUUUGCUGUAUGUGGUCCAGCAGCAGCCUCUGGGCUCUAUCCAGUGGUCCGUUGUGGCGUCCAGCCUGAGGGAGACAAACUACACCGUCCCUUCGCUGUCUAAGGGAGUCCGCUAUGCUUUCAGAGUCCUCACAUCCACCGGAAAGACUCUGAGUAAACCCUCACCCUCCACUGACCUGGUCCAGCUGCUGGACAGAGGACCGUAUUUGAGGAAAGCGCCUGUCAUUUUGGAGAAACCAGACAUUGUGUAUGUGGUUGAGAACCAACCUGCAAGCAUCACCAUCACACUGAACCAUGUCCACGCAGUCGUCACCUGGAAAAGGAGGGGCGUGGCGCUGGUCAACAGACCGGGGAUGUUUGAGAUGAGCAUGCCAGACGAUGACCAACACACCCUGAAACUGCAGCGAGUCAAGAGCACCGACAUCGGUCAGCUGGUGGUGACGGCCAGCAACCAGUUUGGCAGCGACCUCUGCACGCUUCAGCUGGCCAUGGCAGUGGCUCCUAAAUUUGAAAGCAUCAUGGAGGAUGUGGAUGUGCAUGUUGGGGAGAUGUCCCGUCUGGCUGUUGUUGUUGAAGGAAAACCGGAUCCAGAUAUUCUGUGGUAUAAGGAUCACGAGCUUCUUUCCGAGAGCAGCCACUUCACGUUUGUGUACGACGACCCAGAAUAUUCCCUCGUUGUCCUCAACGCUCAGCCCGAUCACUCUGGUGUUUACACCUGCACUGCAAAGAACCUGGCCGGCUCCAACUCCUGCAAGGCUGAGCUCACAGUUCACACAGAGCGAAAGGAGGCAGCGGAGCCAAUGGAGGACGAGGGGACCAUUCUGAGGAAGAUGAGGCGUUUGACGGAUUACUAUGAUAUCCACAAAGAGAUAGGGAGAGGGGCCUACUCUUAUGUGAAAAGAGUGACGCACAAGAAGGGGAAGGCCGAGUUUGCUGCCAAAUUCAUUUCUGCUCGACGAAAAAGGAAGGCUUUGGCCCUCAGAGAGAUGGAUCUGCUGUCUGAGCUGGACAACGAGAGGAUUGUCUAUUUUCACGAUGCUUUUGAGAAGAAGAACAUGGUGGUGCUCAUCACUGAGCUAUGUCACGAGGAGCUGCUGGAGAGAAUGGCCAGGAAAACCGCAGUCAUGGAACUGGAGAUCCGCAGCAGUGUUCAGCAGGUUCUGGAGGGUCUUCGUUAUCUGCACCAAAAAAGCAUCGCCCACCUCGAUAUAAAGCCAGAAAACAUUUUAAUGUCCAGCCCGGGGAGCGACCACAUCCGAAUUUGUGACUUUGGAAACGCCAUAAAACUGGAGGCUUCAGAGGAGCACUACAGCAAGUACGGCACGCCGGAAUAUGUUGCACCAGAGAUUGUUAACCAAACUCCUGUUACCACGGCAACAGACAUAUGGCCUGUCGGUGUCAUCACUUAUCUCUGCCUGACUGGUGUGUCUCCUUUUGCUGGUGAGAACGACCGAGCCACCGCUUUAAACAUCCGGAACUACAACGUGGCGUUUGAGGAGAGCAUGUUUUCUGACCUCUGCAAAGAAGCAAAGGGAUUCGUCAUCAAGCUUCUGGUGGUGGACAGACUGAGGCCCAGUGCUGUUGAAUGUCUUCGGCAUCCUUGGUUCAAGUCACCAACAAAUAAAAACAUCAGCACGGCUAUGCUGAAGCAGGUUUUGUCUAGACGACGAUGGCAGCGUUCCCUUAUCAACUACAAAUCGAAGAUGGUGAUGCGAUCCAUCCCAGAGCUCCUGAAUGAUUCAUGCAGCCACGUCUCCAUCGCCGUGGCCCGGCAUUUAAAAGAAGGCUCGCCUCCAGCCUCCUCCUCCUCUGAUUCAGAUGCAGAUGUGGAUGAGCUUCCCUUCAUUCCUAUGCCGCUGUCCAUGGUCUUCUCAGGGUCCAGGGUCUCCCUUAACGAGAUCCCAGGGGAUGAGGAUGUCAGUGGAUGGCCCGGUGUGUGCGCUGAUCGGACGAGGAAGCUGAACAACGUGGAUGUAGUAGGUACUAGAGGAGGGGCUGGAAAAAGGCUUACGGAUGAAGAAAAAUCCCCAGAUGAGGAGAAAAUGGAGAAAACAAAACGAGCACCGCUUAAAAAAGGCUCAAGUGUGGAGCUGGAUGAAUCGCAGACCAAAUCCAGGCGGGCGACCAUGAGGAGAGGCAGCUCUGCUGACUCAGCACUGCUUCUGCACAUUGACCCAGAAGAGGGAAAUGCAGAUGAGGAUUCGGAAGCAAGUAACAAGAGCCUGAAAAAGGCUGUUUCCAUGGAACUACCCAAUCGCAGCCCGAGCCCCGGGGCUACAAAGUUAAGCCAGGAGGAUUAUGCCCUAAAACUGGAACUGAUGAGACAGCGGCUGCUCAGGGGAGGAAAUGUGGAUAAAAAGAUGAGUGGCUUGCGAGGACCGCUGUUUGAAACUCUUGGCAUGGAAGAUGAGAGGCAGACGGGGUCUCUGGAUCGGAAUCUAAGGAGAUCCAGAGCAGGACCUUCAACACUCACCAGAGCGGCAUCUUCUGACAAUACUGUAGACGACACUCCCAAGACCAAAGUUUUCUGUAAAAGCGCCUCCUUCACUCAGGGCGAUUCAGAGCCCAUGCCCCUACACCGCCGGUUUGGAGCCCCCUUAGAGAUCCCCUCUAUGGGCAAUGGUAGCAUAGAAGGUAAGAAGCUCCAAGAGGCAACGUCAAUGUCUGCGCUAACAGAACAAACAACACUGGAGUCUUCAGAGAGGACCUCCUUUGUUCUUCCAGCGUCAGGAAGACCAGAGCAGCAGCAAAAGCAGAACAAUGUGAAAGUACAUGAGGACGUAACAGAGAAAAGGACCAACCCCCAACUUGAAAAGGCAGAUAAAAUAGAAUCUGAGUCUCAGUCCCCUUCAGUUAUUACUCCUAUAAUUGUAAUAGAGGAGGAAGAUGACGAAGAAGAGAGAAUCGACGAUCAGGUGUUGCAUGUUAAUGAAAAAGAAACUAAAGGCAAUGAGAAAACGCCACAGAAUAGGAAACCAUCCCCCGACAAGGCCCAAUCCAAAGAUCCUACAGUGAGGACAACAACAGAUGCAUCUACGUUACCUGAACAUGCAGCAGUGUUUGCCAAAGUAGCACCUGCUGAUCGAUCUCCUGCCUCUGUUUCCUCCACAUCCAACCCUGAUCUUGCCAUCCCUCGCCAGCCGCUGCUCAGAACAGACAUCAAAGACAUCGACUCAGAGGAGGUGUUUGAAGCCAGGUUUAAGAAACGGGAGUCCUCGUUGACCCGCGGCCUCCGGAAACUUACCCGAAACAAAUCAGAGGAGAAAUCCCCGGUAUUGAGCCGAAAAGCGGCCGAGGGGAGCGAAGAGGUUUAUCGACCUGGGCCGAGAGGGGCCCCUCUGGAAAUGGUAUCCAAAGGACUUCAGGAGAAAUCCAAGUCCGUUCAAGAUCUAAGAAGUGAAGAUCAGGAACCAGGCCUUGGUCUGAUUGGUAGGUGGUCGCUGAGGGCAAAGAGGUCAACAUCCACUGAGAAGAAAGGUGAGAAGCCCAAAGAGGAAAAGCAACAGAAUGCGCAGGAAAGUGCAGCCAGCAAGAGGGUUUCCUGGGCCAUCGGUCGCAGUAAGUCUCUGGAUACGAAGGAGCUGAACAGUGCCCAGAGGCAGCUGGAAGAGAGGGAGCAUAGAAAGGCUGAUGAGUCAUCGGUUUCUGCUAUGAGACGCAAGUUUGAGUCCAAAGUGGCAGGAAUCUCUGCGAGAAUAAGGACUCAGUCAGAGGAGAGGAAGGAUAAAGACUCUGUGGGGAGUCAGAAAGAUUUAAAUAAGGUCAUGGACUCUCCCGUCGUGGCAAUACGAAAUAAGUUUGAGAACAAAGUGGCAGGAAUCUCUACGAAACUCCGCAGUCAGUCUGAAGAGAGAUUAGGAGAUGGAGAGGGAAAGACCACGCCACUGUUUACCCGCCACCGUCAUUCCCAGUCUGAGGGCCGUGGACUCAAAGGAAUGGGAAUCCCUGAGAACCAGCUGGCAAAACAGACCUGCGGCGCUACAUCCAAGGAAUCCGUCGAAUCCACAUCAAGCAUCCAGUCCGAGAAGGCCUCAGAAAGUGACAGGAGGUCACGAUGGGACAGGUGGGGUCUGACAAGAAGCAAGAAAGACAAAACUCCUUCCCAGUCUGAUCUGCCCUCAGCCGUCCCCAAAGAGGAAGGUCUGACUAAAAGCCAAAAAUUCAUCCGCUCAGCUUCAGACUUUGCUCCGGUGUUCCACAUCAAACUGAAGGACCACGUCUUACUAGAGGGCGAACCGGUCACUCUGAGCUGCCUUCCAGCUGGAAGUCCACAUCCAGAGAUCACAUGGAUGAAAGAUCGUAAACCGUUGGAGGUGGACGACAGAAUGAGCCUGGUCUCCCACCCAGACGGCAGGCAGCUCCUUAUGAUCAUGAAGUCCAGCCACAGGGAUGCUGGAGUUUAUGAAUGUGUGGCCACCAACCCCAUCGCUACCAUCACCACCUCCUGCACACUCUCCAUAGCCUGUAUCCCGAAGCGACCAGGAACCCCUGAAGUUCCUCAAACGUACAACAACACAGCUCUGGUGCUGUGGAAGCCUGCAGACACGAAAUCCCCCUGCAAGUACACUCUGGAAAGAAAAACAGAAGGUGAUUCCAGCUGGUUAACUGUGGCCACCGGAGUGGCCGACUGCUACUACAAUGUCACCGACCUGCCAGCAGGGGGCGCCUUCCGGUUCAGAGUCUGUUGUGUGAACAAGGCUGGCCAGGGACCCUACAGCAACACGUCUGCUACAGUCAGCCUGGACUCUACAGAUGUUGGACCUUUGCCUGCCGUCGCCGUCGUAAAGACGGUCCCACCUGUACCAGGAGUGACCUCCUCGGUGACCGUCUCUCCACUCAAACCCGUCCAGAACAACACUCUCAAGACCACCGUCUCCAUGAUCACCUCCACGUCCUCUCCCCCAAAAGAUGCUGCAGUCUCUCCAUCCUCUCCAGCUGAAAGCCCAACAAAAACCGAGGAUGCUCCGAAAAUCAGCUCCACUCUUCCUUCUUCGCCCACAGUCAAAGCCCCUCCACCCUUUGUCCUCCCCAAACCCCAGAGUCCGGUGAACGUGGUGACCCCAAUGACCCAGACCCCACCCGUUUCACCUCCGCCUCUUCUUGUAACUCCACCUUUAACUCCCACCAAGCCGGUUGUGGUGUCGGUGCCCUCGUACGUCCCCACGUCCACCGCCACAGCUCGGGUAGCCCCCUCUCCAGUGUCCUGCUCCCCCCGGUCCUGCAGACCUCCAGCCUCAGCCCCAUCGGUGAAGGAGCCUCUACACCCAGCAGAGGGACCCCGUCAGGACGAGCGACACCCUCCACUGCUCUGCGACAAGGAGUUCCUCAGAAACCGUACACGUUCCUGGAUGAGAAGGGCAGGGGGCGGUUUGGAGUCGUCCGGGAAUGCCGAGAAAACGCGACGGGUAAAAUCUACAUGGCGAAGAUCAUCCCCUACAGCCAGGAGAACAAGCAGGAGAUCCUGAAGGAGUACGAAAUCCUUAAGUCCCUUCACAACGAGAGAGUCAUGGCUCUGCACGAAGCCUACGUCACGCCGAGAUACCUGGUGCUGGUGGCCGAAUACUGCACCGGCAAAGAGCUGCUGUACAGCCU